Molecule: messenger RNA, 6969 nt
Organism: Sorghum bicolor (sorghum)
Lineage: Eukaryota; Viridiplantae; Streptophyta; Magnoliopsida; Poales; Poaceae
Exons: 7
Coding region: 4-6969 (2321 amino acids)
Biological process (GO): defense response to other organism
Molecular function (GO): ATP hydrolysis activity; ADP binding
Source: RefSeq, a predicted model, not a curated record
ACGAUGGACAUCCUUGCGGGGGCUGCAAGAUAUAAUAAUACAGAUUCCUUGCGGAGUCCUCCAGAUGUUGAAGUGCAGGCUCUAUCACAAGAUCUCGAAGACCUACGCUCCUCCAUCCUGGAACUAUCGAAGGAGGAUGAGGAUGACUCUACGUCAUACACGCUCAAGAUGAGCUUGAUGAACCAGCUGCAGGAGCUCUGUUAUGAUGCUGAGGACUAUUUGGAGAUGGUGCGGCACUCCCGUGGCGGCUGCUGCUGGAAUAUUAAUUGGAUCCGGAGUAAGGUAAAGAGGCAGCGGCCCCCGCUAAGUGCAAAAGAUAUCUCUGACCUCAGAUCUCGUGUGAAGCCAACAAAGCAAAUAGCCCAAGCGUACAAAUCUGCUAGUUCCAGAACCACCAACAAGAAUGAUCCUAGGCCACAAGAAGAGCCUGAUAGUCGCCAUGUCGUCUAUUCUGAUGUUAGUCUGCAACCUGAUGAGCAUGACGAGCCCAUGAAUAAGUUAGUCAGGUUGCUGGCUUUGGAAAGCGAUCAGCAGCUCAAGACGGUGGCAAUCCAUGGGUCGGCUGGCGUUGGGAAGACAACACUUGCCAGAAGAUUGUAUCAUUGUUAUGAAGGGAGGUUCCAUUUCAGGGCUUUCCUUCGGGUGUCCUGUAACCCGGAUACGAGGAGGCUUCUGGCUAGCAUGCUAUCGAGAAUUAAGGGCCAACAUGUGUGCCACUACUGGGGCUUCGAUGAUGAGCAAGGUCUCAUCGACAACAUCAGAGAACAUCUACAAGGAAAAUCCUAUUUCAUUGUAAUCGACGAUUUAUGGUCAACAUCAGUGUGGGAUUUCUUGAGCUGUGCUUUUCCCAAGGAUAACUGCGGCAGCCGAAUAUUAACAACCACGCAAGUUAUGGAAGUUGCAUUGGCUUGCUGUAACAACCAAAGAGGGGCUGUUUUCAAUAUGGAACCUCUGAACGAGUAUCAGUCACUGCAAUUGUUUAACAGUAGAGUAAACCAUAUAAAGGAUUAUAAUGCUGAAGAAUGCAAUAAAGUUUCAUGUGAAAUCUUCAAGAAGUGUGGUUAUCGUUUACCGCUAGCUAUAAUAAAUAUUGCUGGUAUAUUAGCAGGGUGGCCGGACUAUAGAAAAAAUGAAUGGGUGUACAUAUGCAAGAGUUUAUUCCAUACUUCAGCAGGAAAUCCUACUUCUACCAAGGAGGUGAUGGAGGGGUUUCUAAACCUUAUGUACAACAAUCUUCCAACCAAAUUGAAGACAUGCCUGCUCUAUCUUAGUAUGUAUCCAGAGGGCUGUGUUAUCGGAAAGGAUGAUUUGGUGAGGCAAUGGGUAGCUCAAGGUAUUUUUAGUCAAAUGGAAUGGAAAGGACGAGAACUUGAAGUGGGUUUUAUUUAUUUUGAUGAGCUCCUGAAAAGAGGAUUGAUCCAGCUUGUAGAUACGGACAAUAAUAAUCAAGUGUUGUCAUGUAUAGUUCAUCAGGUGGUACUUGAUUUUAUUACAAAGAAAUCCAUGCAGGAAAACUUCAUUAUUGUCGUGGAUUAUCGUGACACCAUGACAGGGCUUCCUGAUAGUAAGGUUCAUCGCCUGUCUGUCAGGUUUGGACAUGCCAAAAACGCACAGAUACCACGGAGCUUCAGAAUAUGCCAAGUUCGGUCCUUUAUAUUUUCUGGAUUCGUUAAAUCUGUACCUUCCCUUGUGAAGUAUUGCCUUCUUCGAGUUCUGGUUCUUCAUGUUUGGAGUGAUCAAGAAAAAAAAGUUCUAGAGCUUUCUUCAAUUGGUUAUAUGUUUCAACUAAGAUAUCUGAAAGUGCAAUGCAACAUGAUAGUCAAUCUCCCAGUGAACAUUGGAGGCCUGAGACACUUAGAGACACUCGAAGUGGAUGCAGAAGCAGUUGUUGUUACACAAGAUGUUUUUAGCUUAAAGAGUUUGUUGCAUCUCUGCCUUCCUAGCAUGACUUACAUGCCCGGUGCCUAUGGGAUUGGCAGCUUGACAUCACUUCGUAGUCUUGGCUACGUUGACCUGAGCCAACUUGGCAAGCUGACCAAUUUGCAGGAUCUUCAUCUAACCUGCUCUACAGUUCAUUCCCGGCGUCAAAUUAGCAACGUCAAACGUCUUGCUUCAGUUCUGGAGAAAUGCACCAACCUCAGAUCCCUAAUUCUCCGUGGUGAAGCAUCUUCAAACCAGAGCAUUUCUCUUGAUGGCUUGAGCAGGUUCAAUCCCCUACCCACCAAUCUCGAGAGGUUUGUGCUGUCCCCGCGGACAUUCAAAAUGUCAAGGCUCCCAGAGUGGAUUGGACUGCUAAGCAAUAAGCUCUUUACUCUCAAGAUUGCCGUUGGCCAGUUGUCAAGUGGUGAUGUUGAUAUCCUCAAAACACUCUCUGCCCUAACUGCUCUUUCUUUGUAUCUUCGGAGCACCCCUAAGAACAAGGAAUGGAUCAUAUUUAGUGAGGGGUUCCCAUUGCUCAAGUAUUUGAAGUUCACUUGCACUGCACUAUGCGUGAAAUUUAGUGGAGGAGCUAUGCCCGAUGUUCAAAGGCUCAAAGUAUGUUUCAAUGCUAACACAAUGCACCAGUACAGGCCAGAAGAUACAGGAAUUGGGUACUUGGCAGGCAUAAAAGUGAUCUCUGCCAAAAUCGGAGCUGCCAGUACAGAUCAAACCAGCAGAGAGACUGCUAAGUCAAGGUUGGUGCAUGCGAUUAUUAGCAACCAUGCAAGGCUUCGUUGCCUCGAAGAAAACCGUUCAAACCCUCCUGUCAUAAAUGUACAAAUGGUGGACUGGGUUAUUGAUGGAGACACAGAAGAGAGUUCAGCAGAUGUUAUGAUUCGUAAUGAUGCAAUCAGGGUUGCCCAUGAGCAGAUCAGGUCAUCUUUAAGUGACUUCCUUUUCAUAAGUCGAGCCCCGCUUCUUGCAUCCGUAUUCACAAGGCGAGGUCCAAAUAACCAACAUAGAAUCGAAGAAAAUGAUGUGGGAAAAGAUAUUAUCACAAGGGAAUCCUCUUCGCUCAUGCAAAAACCAGGUUGGGUCACCCGGAGACCAAGGAGUGGUGUUCAGCUUGUGAAGACCGUUCGAGGGUUCACAUACAUGAUGAGGCAACAUAUGAUGCAGACAGGAUUCCACAUAAUGAAUGAGUUGGCAUCCAUCAAUCAGGAGAUGAGGCAGAUGGCCACCGUAACAGAUAGUAACCCCGGGUUGGAGCCAUCAGAAUGGGUUCUGCAAGUUCAGGACGUGGCCAAUGAUGUCCAGGAUUUCACAGAUAUCUACACAUGGCUGCAAAUGAAAUCGCCGAGGCAUGCUCUUGCACAUAUGAGCGACCUAGUGCAGGUGAAGGAUAGGAUCAGGAGCUUGCGAGAGUGGCAACAAAAGGGUUGCAUUACGAGCCAGGACAGAGUCAAUGGUGCUGCUCUGUCCUGCCCAAGAUCGUCUGGACCUUAUGCUCCUGAGGACGUUCUCGUUGCCAUGGAUCAGCCUAGGAAUGAGCUUUUGAAGUUGAUUUUCGAAAGCGAGGCUAUGGAGGAGGAAGUCUCACCCUGGUUAGCGAAGGAGCAGAAGCCGAGGGUGGUAUCCAUCGUUGGGUAUAGUGGCAUCGGGAAGACGGCCCUCGCAAGAGCAGUCUAUUACGAUACUUUUGUCCGUAGUGCCUUCAACUGCGUUGCUUGGGUUGUGGCAUCCGAGUGCAGCCAUGGGGGUGACCUUCUAAAUAAGAUUUACCAGCAAGUUCAAGAAGAAAAGAACGAUGUUGUCCCUGACUUUUAUAUGUUAAAAGAGAUCCUGCGGAAUAAAAGGUUUCUGGUCGUUAUUGAUGACCUUCACGGAGCUGGUAUGUGGUAUGAUAUAAAAGGUGUCUUUAGUGAAAAUCAUAAUGGCAGUCGAAUAAUCAUGACCACGAGUAUUCAGUCCGUCGCCACUACCUGCACUCCUGAGCCACGAUACAUUUACAGGAUGCAAAGUCUUAAUAAUUUGGACUCCGAAAAAUUGCUGUGGAUGAGGGUUGGGAGGCAAGUAAAUCGUACACCUGCUCUGGAGUAUGCUUUAGGAGACACAUUGAAAAAAUGUGGUGGUCUACCACUAGCAGUGAUUAGUGUGGCUAAUCAUUUAUGUCAGAAAGAGCAAAAUCUGCCAGAAGGUGUCACGGGAGCCUUUGAGGAAAUGGAUAGAGUUCUUACCAAGUGCUACGAGAGCCUGCCUGACAAUGCUCACAGGAUGUGCUUGCUAUCUCUGAGCACACUCCCUCAAGGUCAUGUGAUUAAGAGGAAGAGGCUAAUUAGAAGAUGGAUAGCUGAGGGACUGGCUGUCGGACAUGGUGAUUUUAGUGCUGAACAGGUUGCUAGCAACAGAUUUGAUGUGUUGAUUGACAAUAACAUUAUUGAGCCUGUGCUGAUUGGCGACGAUUCUAAGGUAAAGGCAUGCCUAGUUCUUGGUGUAAUCAAGGACUUCAUCAUCAAAAAUUCAGUCUCAAAGGAGAUAGCAACUAUAAUCCAGAACGAUGAGCUCCUCCUUCCCAACAAGGCAAUCGCCCAUCCGGUUCGUCGACUAUUUGUUCAUGGAGGCACAACAAAAAGUGAAGGUGUCGCGAAGGCAAUUGGACUGGAUCAAGUCAAGUUGUUGACAAUCUGCAAUACUGUGCCUUUUGAUUUCCAGGGCUGCUGGUUGCUGCGAGUCUUGGACCUGGAGGCUUGCCAGGGGGUUGACAAGAGGGUCUUUGGUAACAUAUGCAAACUGGUAUUUCUCAAGUACCUGAGCCUUAGGGAAACCGAUGUUUACAGAAUACCCAAGAAAAUAAAAAAGCUGGAGUAUUUGGAGACACUGGACCUUAGGGACACACAGGUGGAAGCAUUGCCCAUCGAAGUCUUCAUGCUCCCACGGUUGGUUCUUCUAUUUGGCAAGUUUGAGCUACCUCGACAUCUCAAACAUGGAAUGACAAGGAGUAGGCUGCAGGAAUUUUUCUCUGAGAAAAGUAGACUGCAGACUCUUUCAGGAUUUGUCAUGGUGGAUAGCAACAGCUUUGAGCACAUGAUGAUAAACAUAAGGUCACUAAGGAAGGUUAAGGUGUGGUGCAAGCAUUCAAUCUCCUCCUAUCAAGAACGUCAUCUGGCUUCUUCCCUUCAGAAGCGGCUAGUAGGAAGCAAUACCCUUGAAUCUCUAUCAAUUGAUUUUGGCAAUGAAUCCAUCAAUUUCCUGAAUGGUAUUGGAGCUCCGUAUGCACUUAUUAGCUCUAUGAAACUACAGGGAAAGUUAACGUCACUGCCUAGCUUCAUGACUUCAUAUGAUACUACUCUCUCCCAGUUGCAGUUGUCCUCAACUGGGUUGGGCAUAGAGGCUUUGUCUCUGCUGCAACACUUACGUCGGCUGAUUUUUCUAAAGCUAGUUCAGGAUGGUGAUGGAUUUUGGGGUGACUGCUUCAUUGUUCAGAAGGAUGGAUUCCCAAGCCUUCUACGUAUAUGCUUUGAGGCCCGGGAGCUUCCCCGAUUACAUAUCCAUGAAGGAGGCAUGAGCUCCCUCACCUCCCUCCAACUACUCUGUCCGAUGUUCACUGGUUGUGAUUACUCUGACUUGAGGGAAAAAUAUGUGGAAACCUAUUCAGAAAAAAGCUUCAUAGAAGUUCAGUCGGUGGAAAAGUUUAAGGGGGAUCCCCAAGUAAGCUUCAAGGAAAACAGCUCAAGCACAGAAGAAAUUGAAGAGGAAUCUGGAUCCAAUGAAAAGUCCGAGGAAGUUGAUUCCAGCAAAAGAUUCAAGGAAAUUGUUCCCGAAAAAACAUUCAGAAUGAACUAUUUGGACAAAAUAAAAAGGAGAAUUGAUUUAAAAGAACACUUCAAGGGAAUGGAGCACCUCCAAUAUCUCAAUGAGGUGGUACUACAUCCUUCUGUUAGUCAUGAGGUAUUUGAUGCCUGGAAGGAAGAAGCAAGGAGUCACAUCAACAGACCUUUGGUAACAAGGCAAUGCAGAAGCGCACUCUCGCUUGGUAGAGGCUUGGGAAUAACAACCCACGAGAAAGAAGAGCGGCUCAGAAGCAAGCUUCCACUCAUUAGAGGUUCAGAAACAGCAAUCCAUGAGAAAGCAGAGGAACACAGAUCAGGAACAAUGAGCCGCGAGAAAGCAAGCUCCCAACACCAGACCUCAGAUAAAGGUAAAGAAAUACAAGAAGAAAAACAGCAGCGACAAGAAAAACAUCACGAAGAGGGGAAGAGCUUGAGGCCAAUGGGUGGUCUCCAUCACCUUGCACGGAGAAUACAAGGGACCAUAUAUGCAUUAACCCAAAAAAUGAUGCUGCACAAAGGUCACGUUAAUCAUAAUUACGAAUACAUCAGGGGCAAGUUGAGGAUGAUGGCUUCUUACCUUGGAGAUGGACUUUCGCUAAAUAGUGAAUUGGCGUCACUAGAGAAAUGGGUCCUACAACUGCAGGACCUUGUCUAUGAUGUUGAGGACUUCGUAGAUAUCUACAACUAUAUGUGUGUCAGAUCCCAUAUCCGUGCUCUGGCACAUCUAAGUCACAAUGAGUAUUUGAAGUUUAGGAUUGACAGCCUACACCGACAGCGGUUGGAAUACAUUGAGAGUACUAAAUCAUGCAGAAGUGAAGACAGCGCCCCUCUGUCCAGGGCAUUAACUGAACCUUACAUGCUUAUCGGCAUGGACGUGCCAAUACGUGAACUUCUAGAGUUGGUGCACCAGAAAAAACUGGAAGUAAAUGACAUAGUGAUCUCCAUCGUGGGAUGUCCUGGUGUGGGGAAGACCACCCUGGCAAAAGCAUUAUAUGAUCAGGUAUUGGAACGGGAAAUGUUCACCCUUAUUUGCGUUUCGGCAUCAGAAUGCAGCAGCGCUGAGGACCUUGUGAAAAAGGUUAUCCAACAAGCUUCUAAUGUUCAUCCAGCAAAAAUGAGAGAGGCUACCUCUACCACAAAUGAUAUGGAUCUGAUGAAAAAUAUUCUAGCACAGAAAAGGUACUCCCUCCAUCCACCCUGUGUUAAGUUCUCUCUGUAG